Molecule: messenger RNA, 2091 nt
Organism: Hyaloperonospora brassicae
Lineage: Eukaryota; Oomycota; Peronosporomycetes; Peronosporales; Peronosporaceae
Source: the annotation of a GenBank genome assembly
AUGCGCCACGAUCGGCGACGGCUUCGGCAGCGUGCAGAGCACGAUCGGUGUUUGACAGACAGCAGCAGCGACACGGACACGUUGCUGGGGGCUGAAGCGGAGGAGAAACAGGGCAGCGCCCAGGAGUCAGCUGUUGAUAUUACGCUAGAGCAUCACUCGUGGGAGUGCCCACUGUGCACAUUCGUCAAUGAGGACGUCAGUGCGUAUCGGUGCAAUGUGUGUGAGAGCAAGCGACCUGGAUCGCGGAGCAAGACGCGGAAGAUGUCGCAGUGGCUCUCCCAGCCAGUAGACAGAACGGAGAAGAAGCAGAGACACAAAAGAAACACUUCGAUGGGCACUCGGGGGGAUACUGUGGAGGCCAUUGACAGCAGCGGGAGUGGAGAAAGCGAUGAUGCUGCAGUCAGUACCACGUCCACUAAUCAUGAAGCCACGAGCUCGCGACGGAGCAAUGACCGCAACACUUGCGAGUUGAAGACAGUGAGGUCAAGCCGAGAGCUGUGGGAAAACGUGCACGCUCCAAAAACAGUGGAUGACUUGUGCAUCAACAAGAAGAAGGUGCAGGAAAUAUCGGAUUGGUUGCACCACAAUGCGUCGUCACGCUCGGACGCUCGUCAGAAGCGGUUGCUAUUCUUGUGUGGACCACCAGGGUCGGGAAAGUCAACAGCAGUGCGAUGCAUUGCGUUGCAGCUGGGACUGCUUGUGAAAGAGUGGAGCGACAGCUCAUCUGCAGGAAAGCUUCGCUACACGCGGAUGUUACGAGAUGAAUUUUAUAUGCCGCAGGUGUCAGGAGUUGACGAUUUUUCCGACUUUGUUCACCGAUCAGUGACCUAUGCUGCACUCCCUCUUGCUACGUCUAGACAUAUGUCUUGUGUUGGUCGAAAGCGUCGCCUGCCAAGCAACGAAGGAGUAACAUGCAAUUUGGGAAGGGUAUCGGUGAGUACUGGUCAGUUGAUUCUGAUCGAGAGCUGGCCUCAGUCGUGGUCGAGCGAUCCGUCGCUUUACGAAGAGAAGCUCAGACAAAUAUACCAGUCCGUGGUAAACCCGGCUGGUGGAUGCCAGUAUCCCGUCGUAUGCAUAUACAGCGACGUUCAAGGAAGCAAGAUUGAUUUGGAGCAUCUGAGCCGAAAGUUUUCUCGUGAAGUGAUGCAUUCGCCAUUGACAUCAGUCAUCAACAUCAACGCAGUGACAUCUACGCAGAUGAGAAAGCGACUGAAGCAUGUUGCUACACAAGAGAAUUGUGCUGUUCAGAUGGACGAUGUCCGAAAGAUCAUAGAUUCUAGCGGCGGUGAUAUGCGGCACGCGCUAAAUAUGCUGCAGCUUCUGAAAUGCCCUAGUGUAAACAAGCCGGAAUCGGCUUCAGCGCCUGCGAGAAAGAAAGAAAAGAGGGAAGCCGUGUCAAUCAGCAUGAAGGCUUUGACACCGAUAACCUCCAGCACACGCGAUUCGUUUUUCUCGGAUUUCCACGUUGUUGGAAAGCUGUUGCAUGGUAAAACUUCACAAAGCAAACGUGGUAACGAGUGCGAGCUGAAGUGCAAAGCAGAAGAUGUUGAUGACGACCAGCUCUUAGCCGCAUCUACAAUGCCACUAGAAAAAGUGCUUGGGCUCGUCCACGAGAACAGUAUUGCUUAUUUUUCGCAAGUGGAAGAUCUAUCUGGUGCGCUGGAACUAAUGAGCUUUUGCGAAAUGAUGGUUGCCAAAUCAUGCGACGGUGUGAGCAGUUCGGAGGCUUUCAAGCGGUCGAGGGACAUUGCGCAAGCUAUCAUUUUGCGAUCCAUAGCUGUCACGAACGAGAAUCCUACCCCAAAGAUGUUUCGUCCGAUUACACGGCCUCGAACAUACAUCGCAAAGCAACGCAUGGUGUCACGACGUGAAGAAGUGGAACUGGUCACUCGGGGAGAUGACCAUGAGUAUCAGUACGCGUGUAUGGGCGAUGUCUUCGCGUUCGAAGUGGAACCCUAUUUAAAAAUGAUGGACCAAGCUGGUGGGGCCAUCGUUCGGCCGAUUGAUGGCGAAAGCACUCGCGCGAUGGAUUCGCUGUCACUCCAGGACGUGGUGGACGACGAGAUCGAAAACAGCGAUGAAGAGUGGUGA